Messenger RNA from Clonostachys byssicola, 1035 nucleotides. NCBI's taxonomy places the organism in Eukaryota, Fungi, Ascomycota, Sordariomycetes, Hypocreales, Bionectriaceae. The record is from the annotation of a GenBank genome assembly.
AUGGUGCGUCCUCAUUCUUGUCCACCCGGUCCCUCGAUUCAGGAAGUAGGCGAUCUGAAUACGCUAAAGGAGGUAUGCAGGCGUUGGCCUUAUGAUCACCAAGGCAUUGGAAGAGAACGGAGCUACAGUAUUUAUCAUCGGCCGCCGUAAGGAGAAACUGGAAGAGGCAGCUAAGGCAGAAGCCGUAUGCUAUUCCCCUUUCUCAAAUCAUAACUCCUCCCCUGGUGGAAUAUGUCGCUGAGAAAGGAAUGAUUCUUUAGAAACAUGGAAAAAUCAUACCUAUCCAAGGAGACAUCACCUCCAAAACUGAUCUCACCCGCAUUGUCUCCACCAUCAAGGAGCAUCCCCUCAGUGGCGGUUAUGUGAAUCUCGUCGUCGCCAAUGCCGGCGCCAUGGGCCCGGAGCCUCCUGCCAGCCUCGACGCAAACCAGCCUGCCUCUAACCGUGCUUCACUCAAGGACGCGUAUGAGCUGCUGUGGGCGCCCGAGGUGGCGGACUUCAACAGCGUCCUCGAGACCAACGUCGCCGGAUCAUACUUCACUGCUGUUGCUUUCCUGCCUCUUCUGGAUGCAGGAAACAACGCUGGGAAUGUAUCACAGUCGAGUCAAAUCAUCAUCAUGGGUAGUGCUUCGGCCUACUCUCGCCUGGCAUCCAGCAAGUUUGCGUACGGUGCGAGCAAAGCUGGCACCAACGACUUGGUCAAGAGACUGUCGACGACACUGGCUAUAUACCGUAUCCGAGUGAACUCUAUUGUUCCAGGAAGUGAGUUUUUCUCCUUCCCUAUUCCACCCUUUGAUUGAAGGUUUAUAAUUGACCCGCGCAGUCUUCCCCUCUGACAUGACUGAGCAUGUCAUCCAAUUUCUAAAUUCCAACCCGGAAGCAGCAAAGGCAAUUUUGCCAGUCGGGCGACCAGGAAACAUCCAGGACAUGGCUGGUCUUACGCUUUGGCUCUCAUCCAACGCCGGAGGAUAUGUUACUGGCAGCAUCGUCUUGUCCGAUGGAGGCGUGUUGAGCGUAACGCCUGCCUCAUACUAA